AUGCAUACGGUGCAAGAAAAAGGGAAAUUCUUUUCACAACCCCAACAAAAUCCAAGUGGAGUCCAUGAAAUUGGAGAGACAAGUGAAAAUUCUAUUGAGAAUGAUGAAGUCAAAGCAGUCAUUACCUUAAGAGGUGGUAAGCAAGUUGAUCAACCUAUGCCAAAACCAAAAGAGAAUAGAGGAGAAGAACAAAAGGAAAAUGUGAAAGAACAAGAAAAAGGGAAAGAGGUGAAUGAGGAUGAUAGAUCAAAGAAAGAUGAGAUUGUUAAAGAAAAGGUUAAUAAGAAAGAUAUGCUCUUAGCUCCACCUUUUCCCAUGGCUCUUCAAUCCAAUAAAGUGGUAAAUAAUGCUCCAGAAAUUUUUGAAGUUCUCAAGCAAGUCAAAGUCAAUAUACCACUCCUUGACAUGAUAAGACAAGUUCCAACCUAUGCCAAGUUUCUUAAGGAUUUGUGUACCAUAAAAAGAGGGAUGCAUUUGAAAAAGAAAGCUUUCUUGACUGAACAAGUUAGUGCAAUCAUCCAAUGCAAGACUCCAAUCAAGUACAAGGAUCCGGGAUGUCCAACUAUCUCGGUGAAUAUUGGCAACACUUUUGUAAAAAUAGCACUUUUAGACUUGGGGGCAAGUGUGAAUCUUCUUCCUUACUCAGUAUAUAAGCAAUUGGGGCUUGGAGAACUAAAGUCUACUUCCAUCACACUUUCAUUGGUGGAUAGAUCGGUUAAGUUUCCAAGAGGAAUUAUUGAAGAUGUGUUGAUCCAAAUCAAUAACUUCUAUUAUCCGGUUGAUUUUGUGGUGCUUGAUACGGAACAAAGAACUAGUGGACUCAACCAUGUUCCUAUUAUACUUGGCCGACCUUUCCUCGCCACAGCAAAUGCAUUGAUUAAUUGUCGAAGUGGGGUGAUGCAACUUACCUUUGGUAACAUGACAAUUGAGCUGAACAUUUUUCAUUCAUGUAAGAAGCAUGGUACCAAAGAGAAUGAGGAACUUAAGGAGGCUUAUUUGAUUGAAUUGCCUAUGGAAGAGCUAGUGAAAGAAAAGGUUGAAGAUAAUUUUUCAAAAAUCGGUGAAGUAAUUUCCAAUGAACGGAUUGAAGUUUGGAAGAUCAAUGAAGAAAUUCAACCUUUGAAGUUAAUGAAAUGGUUUUUCAGCUCCAAGAAAGUGAAAACCAUGAAGCAUGGUGUGCACAAUAAUCCAAAGAUCAUGAAAAAGAAGCUCAAGGAAUGGCAUGACCAACUUAUUCAAAAGAACAAGUUCAAAGAAGGCUAUUUCAAGCCACAUAUUUUUCCGGGAAAGCUUAAGUACCAAGGAGUUGGUCCAUUCAUUGUUUGCAAGCCAUAUCCAAAUUGA
Messenger RNA from Vitis riparia (riverbank grape), 1344 nucleotides. RefSeq lists its product as uncharacterized. Lineage: Eukaryota; Viridiplantae; Streptophyta; Magnoliopsida; Vitales; Vitaceae. The transcript has a single exon. The record is from RefSeq and is a predicted model, not a curated record. Bases 1 to 1344 code for a protein of 447 amino acids.